Messenger RNA from Penicillium robsamsonii, 1326 nucleotides. Its product is annotated as putative general stress response protein Whi2. Gene Ontology annotation, molecular function: RNA binding. The transcript is spliced from 6 exons. Lineage: Eukaryota; Fungi; Ascomycota; Eurotiomycetes; Eurotiales; Aspergillaceae. The record is from RefSeq and is a predicted model, not a curated record. Gene Ontology annotation, cellular component: nucleus. Bases 1 to 1326 code for a protein of 441 amino acids.
AUGAGUCAGGCAAUAAUAGAAACCACGGUGUCGCGAGAAACGCCGCCGUCGGACGCAUCAACCACGGCGUUCCCGCCCCAUCCAACCGACUCCCUAGAGGAGGAGGACGAUUAUUACACUGCACCUCCCCCACACUCUGCAUCAGCGUCGACUUCCUCACCCGCAUAUCCUCCGCCCUUUUCGUCUCUUAUCUUUUCGUCACUUCCAGACACCAAUCGCCCAUACAAAGUAACUGAACCUGGACCCGCUUGUCCUCCAGCCUUAUCGCCUCCAGCACCUGUCGAGGAGUCGCUCGAGCCGGCCACAUCUUCGGCGGUUGUUGCUGACACAAAAACAUCUUUUUCUGAACCAAAAAACGAGGGCUCUUCCGACGACAGUGAACCACCGCCGCCAUACACAGAAGGCUAUAGCCCACUUGAAUCAUUUACCUACGUGAUGGCUGCUGCAGGAGGUGCCUCCAGCAUCAUCACCCAGGUCCAGCAGACCGGGGGUCCGCCAAUCAACACUCUUGGUGAUAUUGGCGGAGAUGAACACGUCGGUCUCGACCUUCGUGGUACCCGGUUCACCCUUUCGCGAGAUGAGCUGUUGACUUUGCCUGAAUUUGUUCUGCUUUCCCUCUUCCCCAAUGGCCUCCUCCCGGAUGGACAUUCUACAAAUGGUUUCCAUGACGGGGAUGUAUUCCCAGUUGAUUAUGACCCGGUCUCACUUCAGUACAUGUUGGAUUUCUUCCGGACCGUUGCCCAGACCAUCCCCUCUCCUCUGCCUUCCGGCUCAAAUUCACCAGACUUGGAUAUGUCGGACGCAAUGCAAGGAUCAGCCCGUGACAUGCUGCAAGACCGUGCUGGCAUUAUUGUCCUCCGAGAGGACCUCGACUUCUACGUGAUUCCCCCUCGCGCUGAAAUUGGACACGACGAAAUGCUUGAAGUCAAGCGGGCGGCUGGUAGGUCGCUAUUGAGACAGGACGGCAUCUUUUCAGGACUGCGGAAGAGCGAGGAGAUUGGUUCCACCGAGCAGCAUCUUAUUGAAAUGCUGACAGCCGGAGGUUUUGAUCGUGCUGACCAGUGGGGCCACCGUGCGCCAGAGCCUAACAAGGCAGUAAUCUGCAGUCUUGCACUGGCCAAACUCCGCACCGAUAUUCGCGGGGACCUAUCCAACAACAAUUCCGUGGGCAUGGCCCAGAAGCUUCUCCUAUUUUGGCGGAAGCCUGCCCGCCGCUGCUGGUGGGAAGGUAUCGAGUUGGACGAUGUAGAGGGCGUCGAAGGGCCAGUCAAGGUCUGGAUCCGGCGUGUGUGGACUCUGGAGAUGAGUGUUAUUGGGCUUCGCUGA